Elaeis guineensis (African oil palm) is the source of this 1182-nucleotide messenger RNA. RefSeq lists its product as uncharacterized. The record is from RefSeq and is a predicted model, not a curated record. Lineage: Eukaryota; Viridiplantae; Streptophyta; Magnoliopsida; Arecales; Arecaceae.
UAGUCAGAGUUUCAGGCCCGCUCGUUCUCAGAUAAGAAAGGUUGCGAGAGGUGCGCUAACUUCAGCAGUGGGUGGAUAAGAGGGAGGAUGCCGACGGUGUCGUCUCCAAACCCCCACCACACCUUCCUCCAUCCAAUCCACCACCGCCGCCGGGCCCUCCUCCUCCUAACCCUCGCCGCCCCCUUCGUCCUCCACCGCCGCCCGCUCUCCGCCGGCGCGCGCGGUCUCUUCCGCAUGCCUCCGGCCCGGCUCGCCAAUCGGUACUUCUUGGUGCGGGCGGGGGAGUCGGAGUACGAGAGUGCAGGGGUCGUGCGGACGAACCCGGUGGCCAAGACCGCCGUCGACAGCGGCCUUUCGCCGGAGGGCGCGAGGCAGGCCGCGAGAGCCGCGCUCGAGCUCAAGAAGAUCGGAGCGUGCGACGAUAGCUGCUGGAUCUGGCCUUCCAUCACCCAGAGAUCUUAUCAAGCGGCCGAGAUCAUCGCCUCCGUCAACGGCGUGGAUAGGAGCCACAUAGUUCCGGAGUACAGUUUUUUGGAUGCCCGGGGUCUGGGGGCUUUCGAAGGAAGGAGUUUAGGUUCUAUAGCGGAGGUGUAUGAAUCGGAUAGUAUUUCUCCAAAUAUUAAGCCACCUCCAAUUGAUGAUGGAACGCCAAAUGAGAGUGUGGAAGAUGUAUUUGUUCGGGUGACACAACUUAUGUCUAUAUUAGAGACCCAAUAUUCUGGAGAUACUGUAAUUAUUGUUUCACCAGAUUCAGAUAAUUUAACAGUUCUGCAAGCUGGCUUAGUAGGACUCGACCUUCGCAGGCAUAGCGAUCUGUUGUUUGGUCCUGGUGAGGUCAGGCUUGUUGAUCCCGAUAGCAUACCCGAUUACAAGCAACCGGCAUCUGCUGUUUAUAAAUGUACAAACCCACCAAGUUGCAAAUAAUUAUUUAUUGUCAUUGUAAGAUUGGAAACGCAACCUGUACUUCGUUUGCUUUUGUAUCUUUUUAUGAGCCCAAACUCUACAGCUGCUUUGAUUUCUUACCCUGCUGAUCUGGCAAAGCUAGUUUGAUCCUAUGACUGUCUUGUUAGUUGGGUUUGAUUCCACACCUACUUAAGUUCCACAUAUGACCGAAUUGUAACACUAAUUGCUUGAGACGAGAGGAUAUCUUUUUAUCGUUAAUGUUACCAGUGAUUCAGAUUA